CUACAUUAAUUAAUCGUAAAGAUUUCAGACUAGUUUAAUAUAAAUUAUUUCUAAUCCGUUGAUUUAAUUGACUCAUUUGGUGGGAAAUUUGAUGAGUUGGUACUAUUUGAAUUCGAUACAAAACGUCAUAAUUUAAUGUUAAAGAUGAAGAUGGCUGACGGUUCCACUAUUUUGCGGAGAAAUCGGCCUGGAACAAAGGCUAAGGAUUUCUGUCGGUGGCCGGAUGAGCCGUUUGAAGAAAUGGACAGCACUCUGGCUGUUCAACAAUACAUUCAACAGUUGAUCCGCAAAGAUCCAACCAACAUUGACUUGAUUUUGAAAAUGCCAGAAUCACACGAUGAAGGUGUCUGGAAAUAUGAACACUUAAGACAAUUUUGUAUGGAACUGAACGGUCUGGCGGUGCGACUACAGGGCGAAUGCCACCCGGAAACCUGCACACAAAUGACCGCGACCGAACAGUGGAUCUUCCUGUGCGCCGCUCACAAAACGCCAAAGGAAUGUUCAGCGAUUGACUACACCCGUCACACGCUCGAUGGCGCCGCGUGCCUCCUCAAUAGCAAUAAAUAUUUUCCCAGCAGGGUUAGCAUUAAGGAAUCGUCGGUGGCGAAGCUGGGUUCGGUAUGCCGGAGGGUUUACAGGAUUUUCUCGCAUGCUUACUUCCACCACCGUUCGAUAUUCGACGAGUUCGAGACCGAAACGUGCCUGUGCAAACGGUUCACGCAGUUCGUCACCAAAUACAACCUCAUGUCCAAAGACAAUCUAAUCGUGCCGAUCUUGGAGGAGGAGAACACUCCCGGCGAAUCGGAAGCAUAAUUUAUUUCAUUUUAUUUAUAUAUUUUCGUGUGCGUCCCGCAAAUCUACAAUUAUUGUUUAUUAUUAUUAUUAAUUAUGUGAUGUCGAUAUAGUAUAGUAAUUUAAUUUCUUAUAAUUAUAAUUAUAUAUUGAACAAGUCUAGCGGUAAAUAUUUAUCCGGGAGUUAAAUUUAAUACGUUCGUGCAGCCAUUUCAUUGCUUAGGCUCUUCUACAAUUCCAUGAUCUGGUGUCAUAUUUAAAACUAGGAUCAUAGAAAAUCUGUGUAGAACUCGAAUAUUUAACCAGGAACAAAUUCUAAUGAAUUCUGAAAUUUUCUGGUACAAAAAAAAAAGAAUUUGUUCAUAGUAUUAAAAAUAGGAAUAUUGCAUGUGCGUAACUUUACUUUCAGUGGACCGUUUUCCGCGUGAAACAUUGACUAAUAACUGCAGUUAUUGUAUGACUACACCAAUGAAUUGAACGCUAUAAAUUAUAUUUAUAUACCUGCCGGUAUUAAGAUCUUGUUCAUAAUGAACAAACGUUCUGUUUUUGUUAUUUUUUUAUGUAGACUAUACAGACAAAAAAAUAAAUAUCUAUACUUCUUA
Messenger RNA from Aethina tumida (small hive beetle), 1394 nucleotides. RefSeq names its product MOB kinase activator-like 4 (gene Mob4). The coding region runs from base 136 to 813 and encodes 225 amino acids. Gene Ontology annotation, cellular component: cytoplasm. The record is from RefSeq and is a predicted model, not a curated record. NCBI's taxonomy places the organism in Eukaryota, Metazoa, Arthropoda, Insecta, Coleoptera, Nitidulidae. The transcript is spliced from 4 exons.